AUGCGCGGUUCAAGAUUGUUCGGUGCUUCGGCCGUUCCCCUGCUUGCUUCGGCCCAAUGUCCAGACUACCUAGACUACGCAUCUCAAAUCCAUGGACCGUUGAGCGAGGGCAGAUACCAGCUAGCGUAUCAACGUCCAUCCGAGGAUUGUCGAACAUUCAAGUCGCAAGGCGUUGAAGAUAUCAUAUCUCGCAUGCAGUCUGUCAUCAAAGACCCGGAUCUAUACCGUCUCUUCCAGAAUGCGUACCCAAACACGCUGGACACUGCUAUCAAAUGGAAAGGAUACUCGAAUGGAAACCCCGACGAAGAGCUGACAUUCAUAAUCACCGGAGAUAUCAACGCUAUGUGGCUACGCGACUCGUCAAAUCAGAUGCAAAGUUAUCUGCCACUUUUGAACGCCAGCAGUGAUCCGAAUUCCAUCGCUAGCUUAUACCGUGGCACAAUAAACCUGCAAGCUCGAUAUUUGCUCACAUCUCCAUAUUGCAAUUCCUUCCAGCCUCCAGUAGAGAGUGGUAUAGACAUAGCUGUAAACGAUGCCGCGAGCGAAGACACGGUCUUCCCACCGUACACCAAUGAAACAGUGUUCGAAUGCAAGUACGAGUUAGACUCUCUGGCAGCAUUCCUCGAGGUCUCUGCGAACUACCACGAUGCCACGGGCGAUUCGGACUUCUUCGGUCGAUUUCAGUGGGUCGAAGCCGUUGAAGCCAUCUUGAAAGUUGCCGAAGAUAUGACUCGGCCAACAUAUGGCGAAGACGGAGCCGUGCUAGACAGUCCAUAUACCUUCACCCGCCUUACUUCCCGUGCGACCGAGACCUUCCCUAAUAGCGGCCUUGGAAAUCCCAUCGCGAACGGUACUGGUCUGAUCAGGAGUGGGUUCCGCCCAAGUGACGAUGCGACGAUCUACCAGUUCUACAUUCCAUCCAACAUGAUGUUCAGCGCCUACCUAGCCUCAGCAUCGGAGAUCAUGAGCAAAUUAAACCAUCCGAAGGCUUCAUCUCUCUCCGAGAAGAUGUCCUCUCUCUCGCAAUCCCUUCGACGGGCCAUCGAGGAGCAUGGUACGAUCAACCACCCGAAGCACGGCAAAAUCUACGCCUUUGAGGUCGACGGCUUCGGCUCCUCGCUGAUCAUGGACGACGCAAACAUUCCUUCGAUUCUCUCCGCCCCCUUCGUCGGGUACGAGUAUGACGAAGAGGUGUAUCAGAACACCCGUGAACUCAUUCUGUCAUCCGACAAUUCCUACUUCAUGCGGGGGCCCGUCAUCAACGCUAUUGGGGGUCCGCACCAGGGCUUCGGACAGGCGUGGCCAAUGGCCAGCAUCGUGAGGAUCCUCACCAGUAACGACGACGAGGAGAUUGUCAACGAGUUACGGCAGAUUGUGAGUAGCACCGAUGGACUGGGUCUGAUUCACGAGAGCGUCAAUAGCUUCAACCAGAGUCAGUGGACCAGACAGUGGUUCUCGUGGGCAAACGGACUAUUCGGCCAAAUGAUUCUCGACUUGGAGGAGAGGAAGCCAGAACUGCUUGAGACCAGCUUCCAAUAA
Molecule: messenger RNA, 1539 nt
Organism: Aaosphaeria arxii CBS 175.79
Lineage: Eukaryota; Fungi; Ascomycota; Dothideomycetes; Pleosporales
Product: glycoside hydrolase family 125 protein
Exons: 2
Coding region: 1-1539 (512 amino acids)
Biological process (GO): carbohydrate metabolic process
Source: RefSeq, a predicted model, not a curated record